Messenger RNA from Opisthocomus hoazin, 1245 nucleotides. NCBI's taxonomy places the organism in Eukaryota, Metazoa, Chordata, Aves, Opisthocomiformes, Opisthocomidae. The record is from RefSeq and is a predicted model, not a curated record.
AUGUUUGCCCACAGCAUGGAUAAUAGCAGUGGUCCCUUGGUUCUCCCCACCUUAUUGCUCUUUCUGCAGAACAAGAGCUACCCGAAAACCUCCAUCCCUCCUACUGGCUACGAGAUGACAGAGACACCCGUAGGACCCAGUUCAAGCAGGAACCACACUGUCUCGCAGUAUGAACUGAGGCCGGUGGAAAUUGCAGCAGCCAGCAUGGUUUUGGGAGUGUUGUGGCUGGUUUCUGUCUUUGGAAACUCCCUGGUUUGCUUAGUGAUCCACAGGAGCAGGAGGACACAAUCCACCACCAACUAUUUUGUUGUCUCCAUGGCCUGUGCAGACCUUCUCAUCAGUGUCACAAGUGUUCCCUUCGUGCUGCUCCAGUUAACCUACGGCAGGUGGACGCUGGGGAACGUGAUGUGCAAGCUGGUAAGGUACAUACAGUACGUCACCCCUGGAGUCCAGAUAUACGUGCUCCUCUCUAUAUGUGUGGAUCGAUUCUACACUAUCGUCUACCCCCUGAGCUUCAAAGUGUCCAGGGAGAAAGCCAAGAGAAUGAUUCUGGCCUCUUGGCUGUUUGUCGCUAUGUUUGCAUCAUCGGCUUUCUUUUUCUAUGGCUCUAACAGCAGUGACCACUGCAACUUUUUUCUACCCAGUUCUUGGGAAGCAGCUGUCUACGGUAUCACCCACCUCUUGGUGGUGUUUUUAAUCCCAUCCAUCCUCAUUAUCCUCUUCUACCACAAGGUCAUCAAGUACAUUUGGAGGAUAGGCACUGAUGGCAGGACUGUCAGGAGGACAACAAAUAUUGUCCCAAGAACGAAGGUGAAAACCAUCAAGAUGUUCUUGAUGUUAAACUCGUUGUUUCUCCUGUCCUGGCUCCCUUUUUAUGUGGUACAGCUGUGGCACCCACAUGAAACAGACUACAGAAAGAGCUCCCUGGUUUUCCUGGCCAUCACGUGGAUCUCUUUCAGUUCUUCGGCCUCUAAGCCAACCCUCUACUCCAUAUAUAAUGCAAACUUUAGAAGAGGCGUGAAAGAAACGUUUUGCAUGUCUGCCAUGAAAUGCUACAGAAGCAACGCAUACACCAUCACCACCAGUUCCAGGAUAGCCAAAAAAAAUCACAUUGGGAUUGAAGAAAACCCAGCUCCGGCCAAAACUGUCACCAAAGACUCCAUCUAUGAUGCUUUUAACAGAGAAGCAAAGGAAAAGAAGCUUGCCUGGCCUAUUCAGUCCAAUCCUCCAAAUACAUUUGUCUAG